UUAUUAAGUCUUUAAUUAGUUUUGUGAAAAUAUUUUAGUUCUGAAUUCUUUUACAGGUCCACCUUUUGUAUAUAUUGAAAAUAAGACAAAACAUAAAAGGAGGCAUGUUUCCGGCGAUAUUCCUUAUGUGAAUUUGAAAUGUAUUCCCUCUGGUUGGUUCGUAUCAGACAGUGUGGCCUGGUUUAAAGACGGCGCUGUCUUGUUCUCGGGAAGUUUCGAGAAUCACUUAUCUAUGUCUUUGAAAGCACCAAUUGAACCAGAAGCCAUAGUGCAGUUCCAAGGAUAUUAUUGGUGCUCUGUUGACUUAACAAUCCCCUAUAAGCAAAUUUACUCUCCUAAAAUAUUGGUUAGAAAUCCAGGGCUGCACACGUUUGUUCUAUAUAUGACAUCAGAAAUAGAAAAUUUCAGCAACUGUUCGCAUUUACUAUCAUUGAAGCUUUCUUAUAUUGACGAACUAAAUGAAUGUUUGAAAGAAUUUUUCCCGAAAGAAUCAUGGUUUGCUCUGAAAGAUGUCACUUGCACUACUUCUGAGUUGCAUAUCUAUGAACAUAUUCAUAUUAGGAAAGAUUCUGGAGAUGAAGAAGAAUUACGAAGAAUCUUUGAAGAAAGAAGAAAAGAUAAUGAUAAAUUAGCUGGCAUAUUGAAAAAGCUCCUCAUAAGCAAAGAUAAUACUCUUUUCAGAAGUACAGUUGUUUGCCCCAGAGAAGAAUCCAGUUACGAUGGUUAUAACCUUACUUGGCCUGAAACCCCUAUUGGACAAAGCGCUUUGUCUGAACAAAUGUGCAUUACAGCCGACGGCGAUGCUGUUGAAAGGCAGUGUUUAGGAGAUUUUAAUACGGGAGCAUAUUGGAGUUCAGAAGUAAAGAAUUGCGGCAAUAUCCAGUCUGAAGUAACAAUGAAUCUGUAUAAACUGUCGAAAAAAGAUAUAUCUGAGGACAAUAUUUUAAACUCUACACUGACUAUGGAAAGAUUAACGACCAGUUCUGAAGAAAUAAAUUCGGCUGACGUUAAAUACAUUGCGCAAAUAUUAGAGAAUGUAGCUGAUGUACCAGCCAUUGAAUCUGAAAUUUUGGAACCUGUUGUCAAUACUGUAGACACAGUUAUAAAAGCAAUUUCAACAUUGGAUAAAAGAUAUUCUUUAACACGUGCAUCUACUAGGGCUGUUUCUUCAAUGGAAAAUAUUUUAUCGAAUGCACAGACCGACGGCAAAACCGUCAAAGCUGCCAGAAAUAAUAUCGCUGUUUCUGCAAUCCCUUUAAAUGACAAUGCUACCUCUGCUCCUGUUGGAGGUGUUUUAGAGAACUGGGGCUCUAAUAUAACACAAAUAGUAAACGACAGCAAUCGAUGGUCUAAUACUUGGUUCGAACAGCAAGGAACAUUCGAAGCUGCUGUACUUUUUCCUAGAAAAUUGUUUUCACAGGAAUUAAAUCAUAGUGCAACUAAUAUGGCUCUUGCUAUUCGGAAGAACAUGCAUUUUCUUAAAAACGCAAAAGUUAUUAGUCCUGUAAUUGACGUCGCCAUAGGAAAUGAACAUAUAUGCAAUAUUGAUCCUCCCGUACAGAUGGUUUUUAAAGUACCGAAGAACAGUUUUAAAAGGAAGCGCUCCUGGGGAUGCGUAUUCUGGGAUAAAAGAUUGAAUUAUUAUGCUGGCGGGUGGUCUUACAAAGGCUGCAAUUCAAUCUUAAUCAACUCCACGCAUGUGCGCUGCUUCUGCAAUCAUCUAACAAGUUUUGCCGUUGUCAUGAGACUGAAUCAUGGACAUAAGUUAACAAAAGUCCACCAGAAACUCUUGAGUGUCAUCACUUACGUUGGCUGCUGUUUGUCAAUAUUGGGACUAGGAAUCAUCAUACUCACGUUUCUCUUAUUCAAGAAAUGGAGAGUCGAUGUAAGGCACAAGGUGCUAUUCAACUUUGCCCUAGCCUUGGUUUCAUUUCUGUUAAUUUUCAUAAUCGGGAUCGAACAAACCAGAUGGAUAUAUGGUUGUAUGGCAAUUGCGGUUCUUCUUCAUUAUUUCAUGCUGGCGUCUUUCACUUGGAUGCUCGUGGAGGCAUUCAUUCAGUAUCUCAAUUUGGUGAAAGUUAUCGGAACUUAUAUUCCAAAUUUAAUACAGAAAGCAAUGAUCUUUGCUUGGGGAAUUCCUUUUGUAAUCGUUGUAAUCAUACUGGGCGUAAACACCGAUUUCUAUUUCAAUGAACACAAACAUUGUUGGUUAUCUGACAAAGGAUUCUACUAUGGUGUGGCUGCUCCUGUGAUACUAAUGCUGCUUAUAAAUUAUGUAACAUUUGCUGUAAUCCUAUAUUUUAAUACUUGUGGGCGAGCAACAAAGCAAUUGAGAUCAAAUCAAACGGAAAGACAAGAAUUGAUUAUCCGGGCAAAGGCUGUGUUCUGCGCAUCAGUAUUAUUAGGUUUAUCUUGGGUAUUUGGAUUUCUAGCUGACAUUAAGGGAGCUGAAUUGAUAUGCGAAUACAUAUUUGCUGUCACGACUACACUACAAGGAUUCUUGCUCUCCAUUUUCUUUGUAUUCCGACGGAAGAACACAAGAGAUUUGUGGAUCAGUGUGGUGAAAAAGCAUUUUGAAUCUGAAGUUAAUCAAAAGACAAGUGGUGUCUCAAGACAGCUAUAGAAGAGAGUAGCAGAAAGCAAACUAAGAAUAUAUGAAAUCUUCUAAGAAAUAGAAUGUGAUGGUGCGAGUAACAUACCCCAUUUUUGGUGACCAAACUAGCCUCCGUAUCUUAUGGUUUGUAAUUUCUAGCUUUGGAUUAAAUUAUAAACACUUCGUAGUUGCCAUAUUGCAAGCUAUGUUGAAUGAACUCCAGGACCAUAUAGCAAUGGUUUUAAGAAAAUUGAAAUCUCCACCACAUCUGCAAAAAAUCAGACUAUCAUAGAGAUUAUGUUGUUGAAAGAUAAAAAGACUAACUUUUGUAACUGUCCAAGAAAGAAAGUGAAAUGUUCUCUUUUUCAUGAGGUAUUGCUUAUUCUAUAAUUGUAGUAUUUUUUGAAAUAGAGUGAGUGAAAAUUUGAUUUAUAUUUUACCAUUAUUCUGCCCAUGUAUUAUUUAUAGCGUUAAUGAGAAAAACGAUGAGAAAAAUCAAAAUCUUCCCUACACAUUCUAAAAAGGUCAUUUCUAUAUAAAAAUAAAACAAAAUUAUGCUCAGAAGAAAUUGCUACUCAAAGUUAGAUUUCUAGUGCAAAAAGCCAAUUGAACUUAAAAACUUAGUAGGGCUGAACAAAAUUUGUGUAGAUUCAUAAAAAAAUAUUUAUUGAUCUAUUAAUUUAUUUCUUGAAAAGGAGAAGUCUGCUAAGAAUAUAUAAACAAAUGUAAUUUUUG
Messenger RNA from Argiope bruennichi, 3328 nucleotides. RefSeq names its product adhesion G-protein coupled receptor G6-like. The coding region runs from base 233 to 2623 and encodes 796 amino acids. The transcript is spliced from 15 exons. The record is from RefSeq and is a predicted model, not a curated record. Lineage: Eukaryota; Metazoa; Arthropoda; Arachnida; Araneae; Araneidae. Gene Ontology annotation, biological process: G protein-coupled receptor signaling pathway; cell surface receptor signaling pathway. Gene Ontology annotation, molecular function: G protein-coupled receptor activity. Gene Ontology annotation, cellular component: membrane.